CCUGCGACCACUGGCGCUAAGUUUUUCAAAAUUCGGUCGACGUGCCGUAUUUUUAAUUAUAUAGACGCUUUGGAUUGUUAAAAAUACUUUUCUGUUGUUUGAAUGAAGCAAUUGAAGCCUGUUUUAAAUUUUUGUAUCAUUAUCAACCUAGCGAAUAAACAAUUGCACAUAAUGUCUAACCAGCUAUGUUAACUAUUACAUUUUACAGUUUUGUGUGAUGUAGAAUUUAUUUUCCUUUCACACAAUAGUAAAAAAAAACAUGAAACCAGAGUGUAUUAAGUUUUUGUUGGAUUGUUAUUUGUAUGAUCAAAGUAACUACAGUGGUUUUGAAGAAGUUGAUGGGUUUGCUCAAAAGACAGAUGAAAAUGCACAUAUUUCAAAAUUUUUUGAUUUGGAACCCCAACAACCACAUUCUGGUUCAUCAAUGGUUAUCCAAACUGCUAAUUUAAGUCCUGAACAAGAACUAGUGAUUAAGCAAAUUGCAAAUCAAAUGAAAAACUUUUCAUCCAUCUUUGAAAAAAAGAGACAAACUGAAAAACACGGAAAUUUCCUACAGUUCAAAGAAGGAACUGUAUUUGUUCCAAUCAGUCAAGGCAAAGUGACAAUCUGUGUAUCUCAAGAAGGAGACUGCAGUGACAGAGCGCAAGUUCAUUGGAAAACUUCUGAUGGAACUGCUAAAUCGGGUUUUAAUUUUAUUUCCAAUGAAGGAGAGCUUUUUUUUUCUGAAGGUGAAAAACAGAAAACUGUGGAAGUAAAACUGUUAAAUCUGGAAGAAGAUGCAGAAUCGCAUUUUUCUGUAGAGUUGUUUAAUUCAAGUGGCAUUACAAUUGGACCAAUAAGUAAACUGACCGUGUUUAUUACAAAUAACCAAUUUGAUUCUGAUGAAAAAGAAACUGUUGAAGACAUUCUUCGCCAAGGAACAAAUGUUUCUUUUGUGGAUGUGAUUAGUACCUUGAAGCACUGUGUAACACCACGCACUUUUCAAACAGCAUUACAAUUUUUAUGCGGGAGUACAGACUCUAUUCCCAUUCAGUUGACAUUUGCUUGUGAGCUUGCUAAAAUUGCACUCUCAAAAACUUCAAAAGAAUCCGUCUAUAAUGUUGUCUCCAACUUUUUUCGGGACUUACCUGAAGCUGAAGAAGUUGCUCAAGCCUUUUUCUGAUUUUGCAGAAUGUGUAUAUGAGACAGAGCAAUAAUAUGAUAAACUUCACUCACAUUUGAUCACAUAUAAAUGCUAUUUAUCCUUGUUACUUAAUAAUUGUUACUUAAAUGCAAUGUUAAAAAAUAUUCUAUUUUUAUUGUUCAGUAUAAUUAGCUGAAGUAAUGAAUUUUUUAUUAUUAUUUUUGUA
Molecule: messenger RNA, 1349 nt
Organism: Uloborus diversus
Lineage: Eukaryota; Metazoa; Arthropoda; Arachnida; Araneae; Uloboridae
Exons: 9
Coding region: 260-1162 (300 amino acids)
Biological process (GO): cell communication
Cellular component (GO): membrane
Source: RefSeq, a predicted model, not a curated record